ACGUUCAAUUUGACAGUAAGAAAAUUGUUUGUUGUGGUUAAUAGUUUCGUUAAAAAUAAUAAAAAUUAUAAAUGUUUAUAAAUUACAUGUCAAUUGUUUAUUGUCAACAAAAUAAAUAAAUAAAUAAAUUUAUAAUGAAAAUUAUAUAAAAUUUAAUUACUAAAUAAAUAUAUUAAUUAAAUUAAAGAAAUAAAUAAAAAAAACAAUCAACACUUUGUAUCUUAAAUUCACCCUAAACUUUGACGUUUAAAAAAAAUAAAAUCAGCUGAUUAAAAUCACAUUUAUAUAAAAAAUUUUACCAACACUACUAAAUCAUCAAAAUAAAAAUAAAAUAGCAAAUAGCAAUGGCGAAAUUAAGGCACGUUGUUUGGGAAUUGUCUUCUAAUUUUUCAUCAAAUCGUUAUUUUUCAAGAUUAUUAACUUCUCCAUUGUGUCAAGUUGCAUCUCCUGGUGUAAGAAAUAUAAAUAAUAAUGUUGAUAUUAAAUCAUCAAUUUCUGAUGAUGUAUUGAUAAGUGAUAGCUGUGUUGAUAGAUUAAAAGAAAUUGCUAAAGAUGGUGAUUGUUUGAGAAUCAUUGUUGAAGGUGGUGGAUGUUCUGGAUUUCAGUAUAAGUUUGAUCUUGAUAAACAAAUUCACAAUGAUGACAAAAUAUUUCAAAAAAAUGGAGCUAAAGUAGUCAUUGAUGAAACAUCCCUGGAAUAUGUUAAAGGAUCAACAAUUGAUUAUCAUACUGAAUUAAUACGUUCAUCAUUUAGAAUAAUUAAUAAUCCACUUGCUGAACAAGGCUGUAGUUGUGGUGCUAGUUUUUCAGUUAAAAUUGAUUGAUAAUAAAUAUAAAUUUAUCGUAGUUGAAAAUAUAAUAAUAAUAAUAAAAUAUAUAUUUUUAAAAAAAGUUUAUUUGAAUUGACGAUUAUAGUUUAAUUAAUAAUUUUGUGAAAAUAAUAGAAUUGUUUAUUUAAAUAUUCGGGCUUGUUUUAAAUUAAUCGAAAUUAAUUAUUUAAAAUUGUUGAGUUGAUAAAUUUUAAUGGUCAUUAUUUGGAUAAGCAAUUUUUUUAAAUGGCUGUAUUUUUUUGUCAUCAAUGUGUUGAUAAAAAAUUAAAAAAUUAUAAUUUUUUUUUGUUGAUUUUAUGAAAUUAUAGUUGACAUUGCAAAUUAAAAUUUUUAUUAAUAUUUUUUUUAGAAUAAUACCUGGAAAAAAUUGAUGAAAUUUAUUUUUUUCGUUUUUAAAUUUACAAAAAUUUUCAUCUCUAAACUUGGUAAUUAAUUUAUAAUUUAAUUUCUAUUUUGAAAAUUUAAUUGACAUUAAUUUUAAUUAACAAAAAUGACUGGUAAUUUAUAUAGAAAUUUAAUUUUUUAAUUUACACAUAAUUAUUGAAUCGAAAAGAAAAAUAAACAGAUGAGUUUUUUCGAAAUUUUUAUUAUCCACUAAUUAAAAGUUAAAAAAUUUUUAUUAAAAACAAAUAGAUUAAAUGAAAAUUAAUUUAUUUAUGUAUAUAAUUUUGUUCUUUAAUAUAAUUUAACACUGAGUAUCUGACAUUGAUACAAGUAAAAUAUUUAAAAAUCAAUUUAAAAAUUUUUCAAAUAUUGAUAAAACAUUUUUUUUUAAAUUUUUGAAAUAUAAAUUUAUUUAAUUCAUUAAAAAUUUCCCUUGGAAUGUUUGUAAUAUAUAUCAAAUUAUCUAUUUUUGUUUUCCCUUUUUUCCAUUCUGUAAGCAAAAAAAAAAA
Molecule: messenger RNA, 1723 nt
Organism: Aphidius gifuensis
Lineage: Eukaryota; Metazoa; Arthropoda; Insecta; Hymenoptera; Braconidae
Product: iron-sulfur cluster assembly 2 homolog, mitochondrial
Exons: 3
Coding region: 345-824 (159 amino acids)
Biological process (GO): iron-sulfur cluster assembly
Cellular component (GO): mitochondrion
Molecular function (GO): 4 iron, 4 sulfur cluster binding; 2 iron, 2 sulfur cluster binding; iron ion binding
Source: RefSeq, a predicted model, not a curated record